Molecule: messenger RNA, 3086 nt
Organism: Elephantulus edwardii (Cape elephant shrew)
Lineage: Eukaryota; Metazoa; Chordata; Mammalia; Macroscelidea; Macroscelididae
Gene: THSD4
Product: thrombospondin, type I, domain containing 4
Exons: 17
Coding region: 33-3086 (1017 amino acids)
Biological process (GO): extracellular matrix organization
Cellular component (GO): extracellular matrix
Molecular function (GO): metalloendopeptidase activity
Source: RefSeq, a predicted model, not a curated record
GAGCCCUCGCUGUUCCCUAGACUCCCAGCAGCAUGGGUUUUCAUUUCUUGAGAUCACUCAGUGCCCUCGGUUCCCUCCUGCUGCUUGGAUUCCAGCUUGUCUGCCCACAGCUCUCCACUGAACACAGAAAGGUCCCGCAGCGGAUGACAACGGUGGAAGGCGUUCCGGAGGACAGUGGCGGCGGCUCCCCGGGCGUGUGGGGCGCCUGGGGUCCCUGGUCGGCUUGCUCGCGCAGCUGCAGCGGCGGCGUGAUGGAGCAGACGCGGCCCUGUUUGCCUGGCUCGUACCGCGCGCGUGGCCUGCCGCUGCCUGGAACCCCUGCGCACGCCUUCGCGGGCCAUGUGGUGUCUGCCGUGCGCACAUCGGUGCCGCUGCACCGGACCCACGAAGAGCCCCGCGCAAGCCUCAACGCCGGCCGCCAGGGCAUUGCGGGGUUGCGCGGGAGCCGGCAUCCGCAAGCCCGGGGCCGCGAACCCACAGCAGAAAGAAGGAGCAGAAGCCGAGGUCCCAUCGGUCCUGGCAAGUAUGGCUACGGGAAGGCCCCCUAUAUCCUACCAUUGCAAACGGACACUGGCCACAUGCCACAGAGACUUCGGAGACAGAGGCCUUCACCUCGACAUUCCAGGUCUCAGGGAGCAUCCAGUCCUAGACAUGGGUACAGGCCCCCAACCCACCAGGCACCUCAGCAUGGCUCUCUGUACCAAAGCGACCAUGACCCUCUCUCUGGACGGCAAGCCUCAGAGGCCUCCAUCUACCAGCUGCCCUUGACCCAUGACCAAGGCUUCCCUGCGUCCUCGAGUCUCUUCCACAUGCCGGAAACAAGCAGUAGCCAUGGUGUGGGGACCCCCAGAGCUGCCCAGAGCUUCUCCCAGCCCUCCCGGUCCACUGCAAUCGCCUGCAUUGGGGCCUACAGACAGUAUAAGCUGUGCAACACCAACGUAUGUCCCGAAAGUAGUAGAAGUAUCCGAGAGGUGCAGUGUGCAUCUUACAACAACAAGCCUUUCAUGGGUCGCUUUUAUGAAUGGGAACCGUUCGCAGAAGUGAAGGGCAAUCGAAAGUGUGAGUUGAACUGCCAAGCAAUGGGCUACCGCUUCUACGUGCGACAAGCUGAGAAGGUCAUUGAUGGCACUCCGUGUGACCUGAACGGCACAGCCAUCUGUGUGUCUGGGCAGUGCAAGAGUAUUGGCUGUGAUGACUACCUGGGCUCUGACAAAGUCGUGGACAAGUGCGGGGUGUGUGGAGGCGAUAACAGUGGCUGCCAGGUUGUGUCGGGUGUGUUUAAGCAUGCCCUCACUAGCCUGGGCUACCACCGAGUGGUUGAGAUUCCCCAGGGGGCCACAAAAAUCAACAUCACCGAGAUGUACAAGAGCAACAACUAUUUGGCCUUGCGAAGUCGCUCUGGCCGCUCCAUCAUCAAUGGGAACUGGGCAAUUGAUCGACCUGGAAAAUAUGAGGGCGGAGGGACGAUGUUCACUUACAAGCGUCCAAAUGAGAUUUCAAGCACUGCAGGAGAGUCCUUUUUGGCAGAAGGACCCACUAAUGAGAUCCUGGAUGUCUAUAUGAUACACCAGCAGCCUAACCCUGGAGUCCACUAUGAGUACGUCAUCAUGGGGACUAAUGCCAUCAGCCCCCAGGUGCCACCUCACAGAAGACCAGGGGAGCCCUUCAAUGGCCAGCUGGCACCCGAGGGCAGGAGCCAGGACCAGGAGGAAGAGAAAGAGAGGAGCGAGGAGAAGGAAGAAGACGUACAUGGGGAGACACCUGAACUGUUUACCCCAGAAUCGGCCCAGACCUUCCCAGUCAGGCAGCCAGAUCGAUUUACUCCCCACCGGCCGGACCAUUUGGUGCCACCAGCACCACAGCCCCCACGGAGAAGCCGGGAUCACAACUGGAAGCAGCUUGGGACCACCGAAUGCUCGACUAGCUGCGGAAAAGGAUCGCAGUUCCCCAUUUUCCGCUGUGUGAACAGAAAUACACAUAAAGAAGUUCCUGAGGGCUACUGUGACGCCAGCAUGAAGCCCACCCCCGAGGAGGAGCCCUGCAACCUGUUCCCCUGCCCGGCCUUCUGGGACAUCGGAGAAUGGUCUGAGUGCAGCAAAACCUGUGGCCUGGGCAUGCAGCAUCGCCAGGUCCUGUGUCGCCAGGUGUAUGCCAACCGCAGCCUGACAGUGCAGCCCUAUCGCUGCCAGCACCUGGAGAAGCCGGAGACCACCAGCACCUGCCAACUCAAGAUCUGCAGCGAGUGGCAGAUCCGCACAGACUGGACCUCGUGCUCAGUGCCCUGUGGAGUGGGACAGAGGACCCGAGACGUGAAGUGUGUCAGCAACAUUGGGGAUGUGGUGGAUGAUGAGGAAUGCAACAUGAAACUGCGGCCCAAUGACAUCGAGAACUGUGACAUGGGGCCCUGCGCGAAGAGCUGGUUCCUCACCGACUGGAGUGAGAGAUGCUCAGCGGAGUGUGGGGCGGGAGUGCGGACACGCUCGGUGGUGUGCAUGACCAACCACGUCAGCAGCCUACCGCUGGAGGGCUGUGGGAACAACCGCCCAGCUGAGGCUACCCCCUGUGACAAUGGGCCCUGCACUGGCAAGGUGGAGUGGUUUGCAGGGAGCUGGAGUCAGUGUUCCAUCGAGUGCGGAAGUGGAACCCAGCAGAGGGAAGUGAUCUGUGUUAGGAAGAAUGCAGACACCUUUGAAGUGCUGGACCCCUAUGAGUGUGCCUUCCUGGAGAAACCACCGAGCCAGCAAUCCUGCCAUCUCAAGCCUUGUGGAGCCAAAUGGUUUAACACAGAAUGGAGCAUGUGCUCCAAGAGCUGCCAAGGUGGUUUCCGGGUCCGGGAGGUACGGUGUCUGUCAGAUGACAUGACCUUAAGUAACCUGUGUGACCCUCAACUGAAACCUGAAGAAAGAGAAUCUUGUAACCCUCAAGACUGUGUCCCUGAAGUGGAUGAAAACUGCAAAGACAAGUACUACAACUGCAACGUGGUGGUCCAAGCCCGGCUCUGUGUCUACAACUACUACAAGGCUGCCUGCUGUGCCUCAUGCACCCGCGUGGCCAACAGGCAUCCUGGGUACCUGGGGAGCAGAUAA